Molecule: messenger RNA, 4224 nt
Organism: Hirundo rustica (Barn swallow)
Lineage: Eukaryota; Metazoa; Chordata; Aves; Passeriformes; Hirundinidae
Gene: MSANTD4
Product: Myb/SANT DNA binding domain containing 4 with coiled-coils
Exons: 2
Coding region: 1811-2845 (344 amino acids)
Source: RefSeq, a predicted model, not a curated record
GUAGCUACAUGGGGGUGCUGUAGAGUGGUGUAUGCUGAUACAGCCCUGUGCUUUAUGCAGUUAAUUUCUUCUUGAGACUUAGCUUUGCAGAUUUGCUACUUAGUAAUCAUGGGAAGUAAGUAGCUUUACCGACUAGUAUUUUAGUGAGGAAAAGUAGUAAAGUGGUUUUUUAAAUGCAGUAUUUGAAAAAAGACUUGAUGGCAGCAUGCUUGCUCUGUUGGCUAUGAAAGAAUGUUGCAUGACAUGGAAAACUGCAAGUGAGCCACUCCUUUGCAGUCAGUAGUGUAUAGGAGAUAAAGAACAAUGUCUAAACUAUUAGACAUUAUUCCCUAAGUGGGGAGCUGUAGUGCACUGUGCUGAUCUGUAUGCUUUAACCAAGUUUAGGGAGAACAAUAGGAGUGAAAAUACUUAGUAAUUUAAGAAUCCAGUAUAGCUGGGAGGGAGUUAUUUAAGAAUUAAGUCCAUUAUUAGUUAGUAAUAAUUGAAUCUAUAACCUGGAAGCUAUUUGCAUUCGGGUGGACAAAUGUCUACUGCAUGAACAGUGAACGAACAGCAGCUUGAAACUGCCUGAAGUGUGUAGUGAAUCUCUGGCCCACUUGACUUAAAGCCUUUUAAGCCUACCUGCAGUGGUGGGUAACAUGGUACAAGAGACUGAUCAAAAUAAUCCUAAAUUGAACCUAUUGCCAAGCAGUCUGUGAGCAGGGACCAUUUUUGAUUCUUAGUCUUUUCUUCCAGGUUUUGGUAGGUUGUUUUAGUGUUUUUAUUUUGGUAAUUUGUUAUUAAUGCAGUUAUAAUAUUCAUUACUGUGUGAAUAGUCCCCUUUUCCUCUCACUCAUUCUCCACUUCUCUGCAGAGUUGCACACAGUCUGUCAGGUGAAUUAUGGGGUUCAUGUUCUCUUCAGCAUCAGGCACAGGACCAGCUGGUGCUGGGGGUAGAGCUCUGGAUGAACUUUAAGCUGCCAUGGUAUCUGACAUGAGAUGUUUAACAGCAUGAGAAGGACGCGGGAGGGUUUUACCAUGGGCAUAUAGUGACAGAUCUAUUUGCUGUUAAAAUGUCUCUAAUGAAUGACAUUUGUUUGAACUAGUAGUUAUUUUAUGACAUUUGACAGGAUUGCCCUAGUUCUUUUAUUUAUGAUUAUGUUAAGUUAGAAGAGCUUCGAAAAUGUCAACUUUUCAUAUUAAUUUACUUUUUUUUUAAAUGAAAAUGGUAUUUUAUCUAAAAUGUGUCUCAAAAUUUAGUCCCCUAAACAUUUCAUGUUUUUGAAGUAAUGAUAUAGCAAUUUCAGCUUCUUUUGGAAGUAUUGAGCUUUCAGACUGAAAUGCAUGUGUCAAAUUUCCGUCAUAAGGAUAUCCUGAAUGACAAAACUCUUAAGAGCUGAAGGAAAAGAGCUGUACUUUUGUAAUGGAAAUACCAAAUAAACAUAACAGUUCAUGACAUGGAUAUAUUAAUGGUUUUAUAAUUCAUAGGAGAUUAGAGAAAGUAUCUAUGACUAGUUUAUAUUGAAAGUUUAAAGAAUUGCUUUCCUUUAUCAAAUAAACAGUUAGUUCAAAAUACGCAUUCCUUAAAUGAUGACUUAGGAGUCAAGUUGUUAAAUGAAAAUAUAUGGUGUAUACCUUGGAGAUUUAUCUUGUUUGCUCUUUUUCUCUUAGGAAGCCUGACAAAUAGAAAAAUACUACAAAGUGAAGAGAAAAUUUACUUCAUGACAACUGCUUUCAUUUGCUUUUAAAUUUAUUUAUAUUAGUGGCUGAUUAGUGUCAGAUCAUCUCUGUAGUCCGUUGUGGUGAAAUUACUAGGUUAAGCCUGGAAAAAAUGAAACAGUUAAAAAGAAAAAGAAAAAGCAAUUUUAGUGUUCAGGAAACUCAAACUCUUCUUAAGGAAAUCAGAAAAAGGAGAGAAGUACUCUUUUCGAAGCAACUUAAUACAACAAUUAAUGAGAUGAAACGGAAAGCUUGGGAGGAGAUAGCAGAGUGUGUCAAUGCUGUAGGUGAAGGAGAGCAGAGAACAGGGACAGAAGUGAAAAGGCGAUACCUUGACUGGAGAGCACUCAUGAAGAGAAAACGUCUGAAUGCAAACAUCAAAGUAGGUGCUGGGUUUCACCUUCCUUCAUCCAAUUUAGAUGACUCUCUCAAUGAAGACAUGGAUGAGAAAGUGGGAUUUGCAAUUGAAUCUAGUUUUGAAUGGCAAAAUAUCUCUGACUUGAGAGAACCCGGUGGAUCUUUAACGGAAAUCAAAGUAGAAGAGGAAGAGGAGGAUCCGCAGAAUUUUGAAUUUCCUAUUGAGGAAGAAGAAGAAAUUCUGUCAUCAGUUCUACCAGAUUCGAAAAAGGAAAAUGACUUACCAGACUUUCCCCACAUUGAAGAGUUUGGAAAUCUGAGCUCUGCUCAAGCUAGGCUAGCCUAUGAAGAUUCUCACAUGCUUAUAAAUCUGGAGAAACAAAAGGUGGAGCUGGAGAAACAGCGACUGGACAUCGAAGCCGAAAGGUUGCAAGUGGAGAAGGAGCGCCUGCAGAUUGAGAAGGAGCGAUUGCGGCACGUUGACUUGGAGCGUGAGAGGCUUCAGAUUGAGAAGGAGCGACUUCAGAUUGAGUGGGAGAAACUCAGGCUAGAGACUCUGCAUGCUGAAAAACCUGCCCUGGAGAAUGACCUCACCCAAACUGAAAAACCUGUCAUGCAGCCUCUGGAUGUAGAAACAGAAAAGUUAAAACUUGAAAAGGAACGCUUGCAGUUAGAGAAAGAGAGGCUGCAGUUUCUAAAGUUUGAGUCAGAGAAGCUGCAGAUUGAGAAGGAGCGCUUGCAAGUGGAGAAGGAGCGCCUUCGAAUUCAGAGAGAGGGUCACUUGCAGUGAUCGUCUCAGCUAAGGUGUCAAUGUUUUGAUGUUUCUAAAUUAGAAGUAGUUCUUUCCUUGAUACUGAAACUGUCCUAGAGGCUUAACAUUCUUCUUUUCAGAGUUGAAUGUUGAUGUUAAACUGAAAAAAAAAAUGGUGCUCAAUAUGUCAGUGUGCCUACAUAAAUGAGCUUAUGUGUGAAUUGCUUUUCAAUGUAUCAGAACUUUAGUGUUAUGUUCUCUUGUCUUCAGUAUUGUGCUGUAUUAGUUCAGUGUUCUCUCAUAGUGGCCUUGAGAAGAAUCAAGGCUGAACCUUGUACUUUUUGUCACUGUACUAACAGUAAGGAGGGAUCAUAAUAAAUCAGCUUUUGCUGUGAGGACAUGGUGCUGACCAUGUAUAGUAAAAAGUAUAAUUUCAGCAGAAUACAGGAAUACAGAGUCAUUGUGAGAGUGAUUCAUUAAAUUUUAUUCCCCCCUAUUUUUUUUCUCCACCUCCACAGUUGGGAAGAACAGUUGAAGAGUUAUCUAGAAAUUAAAGUGCAAGUUAAAUUUGUUGCAGUUGUGUUUACUGUUGUUCCAUGGCUUGAACUGAAUGGGAGUGCAGAAUAUAGGUUAGAGGUUUUUUGUGGGUUUUUUUUUGGAUGAAGUAUUCAUAUUAUCUAAAAUUACACAUCAGCCCUACCUACUAUAAGCUGGCCUGUUGGUUUUCCCAGGUCAUUAAUAAUGCUAUAUGUAGUAGAGCACCUGUGCUAGCAUAGCAUGGGGAUUUAUUGAUUACUCAGGCAUACUAUCUAAUGAGUCUGUGAUGACUCCCUGAAGGAAAUUGCUAGACCUUGUUUGUUCUUGGAAGGCAGUAACUGGUGAUGGGAGUCUCAUACAUGGAGACAUGGAGACUGAGCACAGGCUAAGAACCUCUGAGCUUGAACACUUCUACACUCAUUGCUGGUUCUGCCUGGCCAGGGCCAAGGUCACGUCUGCAAGGCAGCCAGAAGAGACUUCUGUGGCUCUCUAUGUAAUAUAUUUUAAUUAGACAAAUAGAGAUGGUCAGUGCUGAAGGCUGUUAGUAUUUUUCAUAGGCCACGUUAGUCAUAUAAGAAAAAAACCCCAAACAACCAAGGAAGGAAGCUUUCUAUUAUUUCAUGUGUGUUUAAAUCCCAGCUGAGCCAGACUUCACCUUUCUCAUCUUUCUGCAAGUAACUGUCGUGUUAACUCUGUUGGAAAUGUAGGACUGUGGGAAUACUAAGUCUAAACAUAUGUUGAGUGACUUAGGUGAAUUCUUGUGCAAGUAAAUAAUAUUUAUAGCACUACAGGUUUACUUUUAUUCUGCAAAGAUUAUUUUUUUAUUACUGAAACAAGUGUGCUUCUACAGUGGAAAUAAAUUUAACUACUACACUCCAAAA